Pongo pygmaeus (Bornean orangutan) is the source of this 5720-nucleotide messenger RNA. RefSeq names its product neuroblastoma breakpoint family member 11-like. The record is from RefSeq and is a predicted model, not a curated record. Lineage: Eukaryota; Metazoa; Chordata; Mammalia; Primates; Hominidae.
AUGGUGGUAUCUGCUGGCCCUUGAUCCAGUGAGAAGGCAGAGAUGAACGUUCUAGAAAUCAAUGAUAAAUUGCACCCCCAGCUGGCAGAGAACAAGCAGCAGUUCAGAAACAUCAAAGAGAAAUUUCUUGUAACUCAAGUGGCCUAUUUCCAGGCCAACCGGCAGAACAAAUGCCAGUAUGAAGAGUGCAAAGACCUCAUAAAAUCGAUGCUAAGGGAUGAGCUGCAGUUCAAGGAGGAGAAGCUUGCAGAGCAGCUUAAGCAAGCUGAGGAGCUCAGGUGAUAUAAAGUCCCAGUCCACUCUCAGGAACAAGAGCUGAGCCAGUUAAGGGAGAAGUUAUGGGAAGGGAGAGAUGCCUCCCACUCAUUGAAUCAGCAUCUCCAGGCCCUCCUCACUCCAGAUGAGCCGGACAAGUCCCAGGGGCAGGACCCCCAAGAACAGCUGGCUGAGGGUUGUAGACUGGCACAGCACCUUGUCCAAAAGCUCAGCCCAGAAAAUGAUGAAGCUGAGGAUGAAGAUGUUAAAGUUAAGGAGGCUGAGAAAGUACAAGAAUUAUGUGCCCCCAUGGAGGUGCAGAAAGCUGAAGAAAGGGAAUUCCCUGAGGACUCACUGGAGGAAUGUGCCAUCACUUGUUCAAAUAGCCACAGCCCUUGUGACUCCAACCAACCUCAUAGAAACACCAAAAUCACCUUUGAGGAAGACAAAGUCUACCCAACUCUCACUGACUCAUCCUCUUAUGGUGAAUGGCAGGAUGCUGUACACAUUAUCCCAGUCCCUGGCUCCACCUCUUCUGCCACAAACAUCAGCAUGGUGGUAUCUGCCAGCCCUUGGUCCAGUGAGAAGGCAGAGAUGAACAUUCUAGAAAUCAACGAGAAAUUGCACCCCCAGCUGGCAGAGAACAAACAGCAGUUCAGAAACCUCAAAGAGAAAUUUCUUGUAACUCAAGUGGCCUGCUUCCUGGCCAACCAGCAGAACAAAUACAAAUAUGAAGAGUGCAAAGACCUCAUAAAAUCUAUGCUGAGAGAUGAGCUGCAGUUCAAGGAGAAGCUUGCAGAGCAGCUCAAGCAAGCUGAGGAGCUAAGGCCAUAUAAAGUCGUGGUUCAUGCUCAGGAAUGAGAGCUGACCCCGUUAAGGGAGAAGUUAUGGGAAGGGAGAGAGGCCUCCCGCUCAUUGAAUCAGCAUCUCCAGGCCCUCCUCACUCCAGAUGAGCCGGACAAGUCCCAGGGGCAGGACCUCCAAGAACAGCUGGCUGAGGGGUGUAGACUGGCACAGCACCUUGUCCAAAAGCUCAGCCCAGAAAAUGAUGAAGAUGAGGAUGCAGAUGUUCAAGUUGAGGAGGCUGAGAAAGUAGUGGAAUCAUCUGCCCCCAGCGAGGUUCAGAAGGCUGAAGAAAGCGAAGUCCCUGAGGACUCACUGGAGGAAUAUGCCGUCACAUGUUCAAAUAGCCACAGCCCUUGUGACUCCAACCAGCCACACAGGAAAACCAAAAUCACAUUUGAGGAAGACAAAGUCGACUCAACUCUCAUUGACUCAUCUUCUCAUGUUGAAUGGGAGGAUGCUGUACACAUUAUCCCAGAAAAUGAAAGUGAUGGUGAGGAAGAGGAAGACAAAGGGCCAGUGUCUCCCAGGGACAUGGAUGAAGCUGGAAACCGUCAUUCUCAGCAAACUAUUGCAAGGACCAAAAACCAAAUACUGCAUGUUCUCACUCAUAGGAAUCUGCAGGAGUCUGAAGAGGAGGAAGCCCCCCAGGAGUCCUGGGAUGAAGGUUAUUCGACUCUCUCAAUUCCUCCUGAGAUGUUGGCCUCGUACCAGUCUUACAGGAGCACUUUUCACUCAUUAGAGGAACAGCAAGUCAGCUUGGCUCUUGACAUAGGCAGACAUCAGUGGGAUCAAGUGGAAAAGGAGGACCAAGAGGCAACAGGUCCCAGGCUCAGCAGGGAGCUGCUGGAUGAGAAAGAGCCUGAAGUCUUGCAGGACUCACUGGAUAGAUGUUAUUCGACUCCUUCAGGUUAUCUUGAACUGAUUGACUUGUGCCAGCCCUACAGAAGUGCCUUUUACGUAUUGGAGCAACAGCAUGUUUGCUUGGCUCUUGACGUGGAUGAAAUUGAAAAGUACCAAGAAGUGGAAGAAGACCAAGACCCAUCAUGCCCCAGGUUCAGCAGGGAGCUGCUGGAUGAGAAAGAGCCUGAAGUCUUGCAGGACUCACUGGAUAGAUGUUAUUCGACUCCUUCAGGUUAUCUUGAACUGCCUGACUUAUGCCAGCCCUACAGAAGUGCCGUUUACUCAUUGAAGGAACAGUACGUUGGCUUGGAUCUUGACAUGGACAGAAUUAAAAACGACCAAGAAGAGGAAGACCAAGACCCACCAUGCCCCAGGAUCAGCAGGGAGCUGCUGGAGGUAGUAGAGCCUGAAGUCUUGCAGGACUCACUGGAUAGAUGUUAUUCGACUCCUUCAGGCUAUCUUGAACUGACUGAUUCAUGCCAGCCCUAUGGAAGUUCCUUUUACUCAUUGGAGGAACAACAUGUUGGCUUUUCUCUUGACAUGGACGAAAUUGAAAAGUACCAAGAAGAGGAAGAAGAUCAAAACCCACCAUGCCCCAGGCUCAACGGCAUGCUGAUGGAAGUGGAAGAGCCUGAAGUCUUGCAGGACUGACUGGAUAGAUGUUAUUCGACUCCUCCAAGGUACUUCGAACUACCUGACUCAUUCCAGCACUACAGAAAUGUGUUUUACUCAUUUGAGGAACAGCACAUCAGCUUGGCCCUUGACAUGGACAAUAGUGAAAAGUGACAGAAGAUAGAGGAAGAAAAAGGGCCAGCAUCUCCCAGGCUCAGCAGGGAGCUGUUGGGAGUGGAAGAGCCUGAAGUCUUGCAGGACUCACUGGAUAGAUAUUAUUCGACUCCUACCAGUUAUCUUGAACUGCCUGACUCAUGCCAGCCCUACAGAAGUAUUUACUCAUUGGAGGAACAGCAUGUUGGCUUGGCUCUUGUUGGGGACAGAAUUAAAAAGGACCAAGAAGAGGAAGAAGACCAAGGCCCACCAUGCCCCAGGCUCAGCAGCAAGCUGCUGGAAGGGGAAGGGCCUGAAGUCUUGCAGGACUCACUGGAUAGACGUUAUUCACCUCCUUCCAGUUAUCUUGAACUGUGUGACUCAUGCCAAUCUUACAGAAGUGCCUUUUACUCAUUGGAGGAACAGCAUGUUGGCUUGGCUCUUUACGUAGACAACAUUGAAAAAAAUCAAGAAGAAGAAGAUCAAGACCCACCAUGCCCCAAGCUGAGCCCGGAACUUCCAGAGGUGGAGGAACAGGACGUCCUGCAGGACUCCCUGGAUGAAGUUUACUUGACUCCUUCACUCCCCCGUGACCUGUCUGACUGCCAGCAGCCUUACAACAGCACAUUGUACUCACUGGAGGAUCAGCUCACCUGCUUUGCUCUCGAUGUAGCCUAAAUAAAGAAAUAUGAUGAGGUUUUCAGGGACAACAAUCCCCACUGUCCCAAGCUCACCACGGAGCUACUGGAUGAGAAAGAGCCUGAAGUCUUGCAGGACUCAGUGGAUAGAUGUUAUUUGACUCCUUCAGGUUAUCUUGAACUGCCUGACUUAUGCCAGCCCUACAGAAGUGCCGUUUACUCAUUGGAGGAACAGUACCUUGGCUUGGCUCUUGACGUGGACAGAAUUAAAAAGGACCAAGAAGAGGAAGAAGACCAAGGCCCACCAUACCCCAGGCUCAGCAGGGAGCUGCUGGAGGUAGUAGAGCCUGAAGUCUUGCAGGACUCACUGGAUAGAUGUUAUUCAACUCCUUCCAGUUAUCUUGAACUUCCUGAUUCAUGCCAGCCCUAUGGAAGUUCCUUUUACUCAUUGAAGGAACAACAUGUUGGCUUUUCUCUUGAUGUGGAUGAAAUUGAAAAGUACCAAGAAGGGGAAGAAGAUCAAAACCCACCAUGCCCCAGGUUCAAUGGCAUGCUGACGGAAGUGGAAGAGCCUGAAGUCUUGCAGGACUCACUGGAUAGAUGUUAUUCGACUCCUUCAACGUACUUCAAUGAGUCAGUGCUACCUGACUCAUUCCAGCACUACAGAAGUGUGUUUUACUCAUUUGAGGAACAGCAUGUCAGCUUGGCCCUUGACGUGGACAAUAGGUUUUUUACUUUGAUGGUGAUAAGGCUCCACCUGGUCUUCCAGAUGGGCAUCAUAUUCCCACACUAAGCAGCCCUUACUAAGCUGAGAGAUGUCAUUCCUGCAGGCAGGACCUAUAGGCACAUGUAGGUUUGAAUGAAACUGUAGUUCCAUUUGGAAGCCCAGGCAUAGGAUGGGUCAGUGGGCAUGGCUCUAUUCCUAUUCUUAGACCAUGCCAGUGGCAACCUGUGCUCAGUCUGAAGACAUUGGACCCAAGUUAGGUGUGACACGUUUACAUAACUAUGCAGCACAUGCCGGGAGUGAUCUCUCAGACAUUCUAAUUUGAACCACGCAUCUCUGGGUAGCUACAAAGUUCCUCAGGGAUUUCAUUUUGCAGGCAUGUCUCUGAGCUUCUACACCUGCUCAAGGUCAGUGUCAUCUUUGUGUUUAGCUCAUCCGAAGGUGUUACCCUGGUUUCAAUGAACCUAACCUCAUUCUUUAUAUCUUCAGUGUUGGCUUGUUUUAGCUGAUCCAUCUGUAACACAGGAGGGAUCCUUGGCUGAGGAUUGUAUUUCAGAACCACUGACUGCUCUUGACAAUUGUUAACCCACUAGGCUCCUUUGGUUAGAGAAGCCACAGUCCUUCAGCCUCCAAUUGGUAUCAAUACUUAGGAAGACCACAGCUAGAUGGACAAACAGCAUUAAGAGGCCUUAGCCCUGCUCCUCUCAAUUCCAUCCGGUAGAGAACAGGAGUCAGGAGCCGCUGGCAGGAGACAGCAUGUCACCUGGGACUCUGCCGGUACAGAAUAUGAACAAUGCCAUGUUCUUGCAGAAAAUGCUUAGCCUGAGUUUCACAGGAGGUAAUCACCAGACAACUGCAGAAUGUAGAACACUGAGCAGGACAACUGACCUGUCUCCUUCACACAGUCCAUGUCACCACGAAUCACACAACAAAAAGAAGAGAUAUUUUGGGUUCAAAAAAAGUAAAAAGAUAAUGUAGCUACAUUUCUUUAGUUAUUUUGAACCCCAAAUAUUUCCUCAUCUUUUUGUUGUUGUCAUUGUUGGUGGUGACAUGGACUUGUUUGUAGAGCACAGGUCAGCUGUCUGGCUCAAUGAUCUACAUUCUGAAGUUGUCUGAAAAUGUUUUCAUGAUUAAAUUCAGCCUAAACGUUUUGCCGGGAACACUGCAGAGUCAAUGCUGUGAGUUUCCAACCUCAGCCCAUCUGCAGGCAGAGAAGGUCUAGUUUGUCCAUCACCAUUAUGAUACCAGGACUGGUUACUUGGUUAAGGAGGGGUCUAGGAGAUCUGUCCCUUUUAGAGACACCUUACUUAUAAUGAAGUAUUUGGGAAAGUGGUUUUCAAAAGUAUAAAUAUCCUGUAUUCUAAUGAUCAUCCUCUAAACAUUUUAUCAUUUAUUAAUCAUCCCUCCCUGUGUCUAUUAUUAUAUUCAUAUCUCAACACUGGAAAUUUUCUGUCUCAAUUUUUACUGUGCCUUUGUUUUUGCUAGUGUCUGUUGUUGCAAAAAAAAAAAAAAAACAAAACAUGCUCUGCCUGAGUCUUAAUUUUUGUCCCAAGUUAAUUUUAAUCUAUACAAUUAAAAACUUUUGCCUAUCA